Messenger RNA from Exophiala aquamarina CBS 119918, 1080 nucleotides. RefSeq lists its product as uncharacterized. Gene Ontology annotation, cellular component: cytoplasm; nucleus. Lineage: Eukaryota; Fungi; Ascomycota; Eurotiomycetes; Chaetothyriales; Herpotrichiellaceae. The coding region runs from base 1 to 1080 and encodes 359 amino acids. The transcript has a single exon. The record is from RefSeq and is a predicted model, not a curated record.
AUGGCACAGACAACUGCGAAGCGGAUCAAGCCCGAUCCUCUCAUCAUCGGCACCCAUAAUGGCCACUUUCAUGCUGACGAGGCCCUAGCAGUCUACAUGCUAAGACUUCUACCCGACUACGCCUCUGCCACCCUCGUCAGAACUCGUGACCCAGCCUUACUGGACUCUUGUCACACCGUUGUCGAUGUUGGAGGUGAAUACGACGCUAACAAAAACCGUUAUGAUCACCACCAACGGACCUUCAACUCCACCUUUCCCGAUCACCAGACCAAACUGUCCUCUGCUGGGCUUGUCUAUAUGCACUUUGGCAAGGCCAUUAUCGCACAACAUACCAACCUCCCUCUGGAUCACCCAGAUGUCGAACUCCUUUACCAAAAACUCUACGACGACUUUGUGGAGGCAGUGGACGCCAAUGACAAUGGCAUCUCCAAGUAUGACGAUGCCCAGCUCCAACAGGCCGGUGUAGAGAAGCGUUUCAAAGACGGUGGGGUGACUUUGGCCAGUUUGGUCAACGACCUGAAUCAUGAUGACCCCCUCGCUGUAGGCAUUCCAUCAAGAAGCACCGAAGAUCAGCCACAAGCGGAGGAGGAUUAUCGUUUUGGUCAAGCUUCAACCCUUAUGGGCCACUCAUUCCUUCGAAAACUUCAUGGUGCUGCUACGGCUUGGUUGCCUGCGAGAACGACUGUCAAGGAGGCGUUUCACUCCCGUCUGAACAAUCACCCGUCUGGUCAACUGCUGGUCUUACCCCGAGCUGGAAUACCCUGGAAGGAACAUCUCUACAAUAUCGAGGAGGAAGCAAAUCUUCAGGCAGAUCAACAGCUUCUGUUUGUCAUCUACCCAGAGAAAGAAGAUCCAGGCUCCAAAUGGAGGAUUCAGGCUGUUAGUAAGAGUUUGUCCAGCUUUGAGAAUCGUAAGGGUCUCCCGGAGCCGUGGCGUGGUCUUAGAGAUGCUGAGUUGGAUGCUCUUCUCGGUGAGGAUGUUCAAGAUGGCGCUGUAUUUGUCCAUGCCAGUGGGUUUAUCGGCGGCCACAACUCUGAAGCCGGUGUGCGCGCUAUGGCUGCCUUGGCUUUAGCAACCUGA